Molecule: messenger RNA, 1290 nt
Organism: Dacryopinax primogenitus
Lineage: Eukaryota; Fungi; Basidiomycota; Dacrymycetes; Dacrymycetales; Dacrymycetaceae
Exons: 3
Coding region: 1-1290 (429 amino acids)
Biological process (GO): nuclear envelope organization; lipid homeostasis
Cellular component (GO): nuclear envelope; nuclear membrane
Source: RefSeq, a predicted model, not a curated record
AUGGACUACGAACGUACACGCCAGGGAUUUGCCUCGUCUCUUUUCUCACAACCUGGCGUAGUAGAGGAACGCGAUACCUCAGCACCGAUGGACGUUGACAGGCCAAGUUACAUGCAAGGGGAAUACGACUCUCCGCCAAGGAAACGACCACAUAUAGAUCCCUCUCCCGGACCGCCGGUCUUCCCACCCUCCCGAACUACACCUGCUUACCCACCGCCAUUCUCCCAGCCCCCACCGUCUAAUACCCCCUGGCUGUUUGACACCGACAGCGUGGCGUUCCAUCCUGGUGCUGUGACUCCCACUCCGGUGGAGGAAAUCAAAGAUGUCGAGAUGUCGAAUGUUACCGAAGGGGAGGAGACGGAAAGAGAGAAGGACAAGGCGGUCAAGCCCGCUGGGAAGAAACCGAAGAAGGCUAAGCAGAGGGAGCCAGAGCAGGAUACGACUAUCGAUCUGGAGGACACAACGGUUAAAGGACGAGAAGUUGCGCUGGGAGGGUAUAAGCGCGUGAUGAAGAAACGGCGUCAGGCUGCGCUCCAGCACCAACCAAACCAGAUACACGGCAAUGGCCAACCGUCGCUCACUCAACAAAUCUUCUGGCCUUAUCCUGUCCCCUCUGCUCCUCCUCUGGUGCGGGAAACAGACUACGCAGGGAGCGUCUGGGCCUGGUGUCGUGCCGUAUUCAACUCCCUUCUCCUCUUGUUUGUCUUCCUCUCCGUCUCCAGCCUCCUGUACUCUGUCUUCCGCGACGUCGGCUCCCGCAUUGAGCACCACAAUAGCGAGUACAGCAUCCAAGUGCAGGAAUGUAUCGACAAGCGACUCAGGAACCAUUGUGAUUCUGACUUUGUGGGGCCGGAACUGCGACUUCAGUGUCUCCAGUGGGAAAACUGUAUCAAGAGGGACACACGUAGCUUGGGAUAUACAAAGGUCAUCGCCCAGGUGCUCGCGGAGGUGCUGGAUGAGUUUGCCAGCAACGUUAGCUGGAGGAUGGUCGCGAUGUUCCUCAGCGCCACAGCGGUCAUCCUCAUCGCAGCCAACUUCAAGCCCUUCCCCGCCCCUGCACGACCUGAACCAUCACAAGUACAACCGUCCCACACCCCGAACUUCCAGUUCGUCCCACCUUCGACGCCCUUCCCCUUCCCGCCUGUGCAGCCCCCGCCUGCCGAGUACGAUAUGAGCGGGCCGAGGAUCGAGGAGCUCGAGGCGGAUGACGAGCGGAGCAUGGACGCGUUGGAUGGGAGGAUCAAGUUACUCGAAGGGCUGAACGGAGGUGGAAAGGGAAGGAAGUGGUGA